AAGCUUGGGAGGCUUCUGUGGAGGAAGAUGAUUCAAACACUGUCUGUCCUGCCUACGUGAGGAGGUGAAGGGCUGCUGCUCGUCCCUGGGCUACGUUUGAGCCGUUACUUCUAUACAUCCCAAGAAGGAAUAACAACGCGGAGGUCACCUGUAUCAUUCAGAUAGCUGUGGUUUAGAAAAACCUAGAAAUGUAAGACUUUUUUUCUGUAAUGGAUCUUUGUUCAAGUCCCAGUUAUGACACCUUACGGAGGCCGUAUUCCAGGAGAAAUUUAAUGAAGGUAGUGGUAUGUUGGAAGUGGAGGGAGGAAGAGAGCAGCUAGCCAGAGCCCAGGUAUUUGCCCUGGCUCCUCUCAUCCUCAGUUUUACAUCGUGACCAAAUGUCUCAUGGCUGCCAGAAUCAGGCCCUAAGAAAGCUAGUUUCUAAGUGAGUCCAGAGUAAGGUAGGCUUAGCAUAAUUUUUCUGACGCUCUCAGAGCCGUGAAAUUCUGCAGGGUCCAACAAGGUGUCGCAGCUCUGGCAGAGAGACACCACCGCUCAAACUGCCCUUCUGCGACUUUCUAAAGCCUAAAAAGAUCUUUAAAGACCACCAUACGUACAUGCACUUCACCUCUCUGGAAAGGAGACAGGCUUGUGUCGGUCACUUUGGGAGGAGAUCUGUUUUCUGUGGAAUACACGGGCGAGCAAGCUGGCGGGAGGCAGGUCCAGAUGCCUUGCUCCUUCCUAGGGCCUGGACCUUGCCGAAGGAUGGUCCUUCUUAAUCCCGGUGCUUCCCCCAAAACUACCAUUUUGCAGUCUUUAUUGCGGGUUUGGAAAUUUUGAUACCACAGAGGCCAAACAUUCAGAAAUCAUUACACUCCCUUAAUUUUUUUUUUUUUUUUUCAAACAAAUACACUUAGGGUAAAUAUCCUCUGGCUUGUAAGCUCUAAAAUACAUUUGGGCAAUUUCCCAUAUUUUUCUCUCUAAUCACAAAAGCAAAAUACUUACCUUAAUUUUUUUCUUAUCUAGUGACAUGAUUCCUGGGGCUGGGGACUCCAUGAGAGUGCAAAAUAUGAAAAAUAGCCUAUAUCUAGUGACACAUGUCCUCAGUUUUGGCCCAAGCAGAGACAAAGCAGCAACACUUGCAUGUACCAGACAAGAGGAGUGUUAGAUUACAUUUGGAAGCUUCUGUGGACAUUGAAUUACUGGAAGAGAAAUUAUUCUAGUGAUUAUUUAUCAGAGGAUCAGCAGAAAUGGCAACUCAGACCUGAGGUGAUAAAAAAAGACAAGGCUGGGAAGAGAUAACUCUUCUGUGCAUUCUGUAUUACAUUUCAGCAUUGAAAGUUAUAUAAAGUGGCAAUACAUUUUUUUUAGCAGAAAACCUGACCAGUUAAGUUAUUUAUGUUAUCCUCUGUAUCGCAAGGAAAAAAUAGUCUAUUUCAAUUGUUUAUAUAUAUUUGAGUUAUGGAAAGUUAUAAGUAAAGCUGGUAGAAACACGUUUGAAACAGAAGUAUGGACAUGAUUCAAUGGUUAACUUAUUUCCUAAAUGAAUGAGAAAGGAAACAGGUUGCUGCAAGCUUCUACUCUCACUUCCUUAUGAGAGAAGACAUAGAGGCUGUCUGAUAAAGAACGGGGCCAUUGUGCGUGCUCGUCUCGGGCAAUCAUGGGUAACUGGGUAGAGAAUGAAGGACUGUCCAUCUUCGUCGUUCUUGUGUGGCUGGGCUUGAAUGUCUUCCUCUUUUGGUGGUACUACCUUGCAUAUGAUAUCCCACCAAAAUUCUUCUACACCAGAAUACUCCUUGGCCGUGCUUUGGCACUGGCAAGGGCCCCUGCAGCUUGUCUGAAUUUCAACUGCAUGCUGAUUCUGCUGCCAGUAUGUCGAAACUUGCUCUCCUUCCUCAGAGGAUCAAGUGCGUGUUGCUCUACCCGCGUCAGACGACAGCUGGACAGGAACCUCACCUUUCACAAAAUGGUGGCAUGGAUGAUCGCCCUUCAUACUGCAAUUCACACCAUCGCACACUUAUUCAAUGUAGAGUGGAGUGUGCAAGCCCGUGUUGAAGAGAAAGGAACUCUGGCAGCUGUGCUUUCUAGCCUUGGUGAUAACCCAAAUGAAAGCUAUAUCAACUUUUUUAGAAAAACUAUUGGGAAUCCUGUGGGGGGCCUGUAUGUGGCUUUCACGUAUUUGGCUGGUCUCACUGGCGUUAUCAUCACACUGGCCCUCAUACUAAUCAUCACGUCAUCCACCAAAACCAUCCGAAGGUCGUAUUUUGAAGUAUUUUGGUACACCCACCAUCUCUUUGUCAUCUUCUUCAUUGGCCUUGUCAUCCAUGGUGCUGGGCGUAUUGUACGGGGCCAGACAGCUGCGAGUCUGGCUGAACAUGAUCCAGAGAUUUGCUACAAGAACUUCACUCACUGGGGGAAGAAGGGGGCUUGCCCAAUCCCCCAGUUUUCAGGGAAUCCUCCUAUGACAUGGAAGUGGGUAGUAGGUCCCAUGUUUUUGUACCUGUGUGAGAGGUUGGUGCGGUUUUGGAGGUCACAGCAGAAGGUUGUUAUCACAAAGGUGGUCAUUCAUCCCUUCAAGACAAUUGAGCUCCAGAUGAUGAAGAAGGGCUUCAAGAUGGAGGUCGGGCAAUACAUUUUUGUCAAAUGUCCAGCAGUGUCUAAACUGGAAUGGCAUCCAUUUACAUUAACCUCUGCUCCAGAAGAGGAUUACUUCAGCAUUCACAUCCGUAUUGUAGGAGACUGGACAGAGGGCUUGUUCAAUGCCUGCGGAUGUGAUAAGCAAGAAUUUCAGGAGGCAUGGAAGUUGCCCAAAAUAGCUGUGGACGGCCCCUUUGGAACAGCGAGUGAGGAUGUAUUCAGUUAUGAAACUGUUAUGCUUGUUGGAGCUGGAAUAGGGGUCACCCCCUUUGCAUCUGUACUCAAGUCUGUCUGGUACAAAUACUGCCACGAUGCGACCAACCUAAAACUCAAGAAGAUUUAUUUUUACUGGCUUUGCAGGGACACUCAUGCUUUUGAAUGGUUUGCUGACCUCUUGCAAUCUCUGGAGGCUCAAAUGCAGGAGAGGAAUAACGCAGACUUUCUCAGCUAUAACAUCUACCUUACAGGCUGGGAUGAAUCUCAGGCCACUCACUUCGUAAUGCAUCAUGAAGAAGAGAAAGAUGUGAUUACAGGCCUUAAACAGAAAACCUUGUAUGGAAGACCUAACUGGGAAAAUGAGUUCAAAACUAUUGCGGGGAAGCAUCCUGGCUCCAGAAUAGGUGUUUUUCUCUGUGGACCUGAGGGCCUUGCUGACACACUCAACAAGCAGAGCAUCAGCAACUCAGAAGCUGACCCACGAGGAGUACACUUCAUUUUUAACAAGGAAAAUUUCUAACUCCCAAGCAUGUGGGAGUCAUUCAAUACAAAGUCUAAAGACUGGAUCUCUUUUUCUGUUUGGAGUCUGGGAAGGACAGCCCAGCUUCUAAUCUCAGCUACACUAACACAAAUCCCUUUGCUGCUUGGGAAUUAUUUUGGCUCUGUGGUAGAGUAAAAGAGUCAAGUUUUACCUUAGGGAAGUUUGCACUGCCCUCUGCGUCCUGGCAAUUUAGUAGAAAUCUAUUUUCUUUGUCUGUGUGAGGAUAUUUCCCCUCAAUUAACUGCUUUUAUCCUCCUAUUAUUCAUAAUGACUGCCGAAGGGUCUAGGCAGCCAUAUGCAUUUGGGAGACAAUUCACGCUGAUAAAGCUUAAUGCUAUUAAACAAUAAAGCGUUCUAGCAUAAUGCUUGCUAUUAGGAGACAGCUUAUCCUGGCUGCAGCCAGUACCUGGAGCUACGGGGGUUUGGGGAAGGGUGACUGGGAAAGAUUGUUCCUUGCAAGAGGAAAUCUCCUUUGCACACCAGCAUCUUUCAGGCUUCCGAAUACAAGCCUAAACAUCUUGUCCAAGAGAUAACGCAGGCAGCUGAAAAGCAACUGUUCCUCUUUAGGAAAGCAGAGAACUGGAAAGGAACCACCUGGAUUUCUGAGUCCCACCCCAGCUGUGGGGGGAUGACGAGGACAGAGUCAAACCAAGUCCCGCACCUGGCACGUGAGCCAUCGCUUGGCUGCUUCGAACACUCUCGGUUUCACAUCUUCAAAUUCACGGUACAGGGAUCCAGACAAGAAGAGAUUUUGUGUUUUCAAGACUGCCAUUUCUGAUUUUCAAGGCUGAAGAAACUUGUUGCUAAAUGAUUUAAUAGGUAUUUUCUGAAGCAUUUUUAAAUGCAUACAGUGCUUUUGGCCCUAUUGUUCAGCUGUUCCUCUUUGACAGUGAACCAGCUUUGAGAAAGCAAUGAUCAUGUGGGCAGUAGCUGGAAUAGCUAUGAAUAAAGUUUCUGAUGCGUAUAAGACACCCAUA
Harpia harpyja (harpy eagle) is the source of this 4350-nucleotide messenger RNA. RefSeq names its product cytochrome b-245 heavy chain (gene CYBB). Lineage: Eukaryota; Metazoa; Chordata; Aves; Accipitriformes; Accipitridae. Gene Ontology annotation, biological process: defense response; superoxide anion generation. The coding region runs from base 1640 to 3352 and encodes 570 amino acids. Gene Ontology annotation, molecular function: superoxide-generating NAD(P)H oxidase activity. The record is from RefSeq and is a predicted model, not a curated record. Gene Ontology annotation, cellular component: plasma membrane; NADPH oxidase complex. The transcript has 13 exons.